AUGCCUCGCGCACCAAACUCUGAUGGUACCUCGAGACCCGUGGAGGACAGCGUAGUGGACCCUACAGUUCCACCGCAGCUAGGAGAAGAUAUUCCUGCACAUUCUUCUCCUCGCAAAGAAAACAGCGUGAAAGAAAGAACAAAAGAACAAAAGAAGAAUAAGCAGUGGAGCAACACAACAGGCGGAAAAAAGCGCUACGAUACCAGAAAGAAAGGCGCUGGUUGGAAACCACCGCAUCUGCAGCAUUUCUCGAUACGGAAUCAACAUGCAUGGACAACUGCCGUGAAUCAGUCGUUGCACAGUGAGAAUCCGCUGAUCAACGGAAUGUAUCCAAAUAUCAACGGCGAAUAUCCGCCGAACAACGACCAGCAUCUGCCGAUCAUCAGCCCGUACACUCUGAUGAACAGUGCGUAUCAGGCAAUAAACUCCGAAUAUCCGCCUAUCAACGGACCGCACCCCCCGAUCCACAGAUCGCAACCGCCUAUCAACGGAACUUAUACGAACAUCAACGACGGGUAUCCGGUAUAUAGUCCGGGUAUCGGCCAGAAUCAGCCGAUUAACGGACCAUAUUCUCUACAUAACAGUGCGUAUCACGCAAUUAACUCCGAGUAUCCGCUAAACAACGGCCCGCAUACCAUGAUCAACGGUCCGCAUCCGCCGAUGAACGGACCGCACCCGCCGAUGAACGGACCGUACCCGCCGAUGAACGGACCGCACCCGCCGAUGAACGGACCGUACCCGCCGAUGAACGGACCGCACCCGCCGAUGAACGGACCGCACCCGCCGAUGAACGGACCGCACCCGCCGAUGAACGGACCGCACCCGCCGAUGAACGGACCGUACCCGCCGAUGAACGGACCGUACCCGCCGAUGAACGGACCGUACCCGCCGAUGAACGGACCGUACCCGCCGAUGAACGAACUGUACCCGCCGAUGAACGAACUGUACCCGCCGAUGAACGGACCGUACCCGCCGAUGAACGGACCGUACCCGCCGAUGAACGGACCGUACCCGCCGAUGAACGGACCGUACCCGCCGAUGAACGGACCGUACCCGCCGAUGAACGGACCGCACCCGCCGAUGAAUGGCGCGUACAUACCGAUUGUCUACACAUAUCCGUCGAUCACCGACUCAACCUCGGCGAUCACCGACUCAACGUGGCAGGCCACCGAGUCAACCUCGGCGAUCACCGACUCAACGCCGCAGGCCACCGACUCAACGCCGCAGGCCACCGACUCAACCUCGGCGAUCACCGACUCAACGUGGCAGGCCACCGAGUCAACCUCGGCGAUCACCGACUCAACGCCGCAGGCCACCGACUCAACGCCGCAGGCCACCGACUCAACCUCGGCGAUCACCGACUCAACGUGGCAGGCCACCGAGUCAACCUCGGCGAUCACCGACUCAACGCCGCAGGCCACCGACUCAACCUCGGCGAUCACCGACUCAACCUCGGCGAUCACCGACUCAACGUGGCAGGCCACCGAGUCAACCUCGGCGAUCACCGACUCAACGCCGCAGGCCACCGACUCAACGCCGCAGGCCACCGACUCAACGCCGCAGGCCACCGACUCAACCUCGGCGAUCACCGACUCAACGUGGCAGGCCACCGAGUCAACCUCGGCGAUCACCGACUCAACGCCGCAGGCCACCGACUCAACCUCGGCGAUCACCGACUCAACGCCGCAGGCCACCGAGUCAACCUCGGCGAUCACCGACUCAACGCCGCAGGCCACCGACUCAACGCCGCAGGCCACCGACUCAACCUCGGCGAUCAUCGACUCAACGCCCCAGGCCACCGACUCAACCUCGGUGAUUACCGACUCAACCUCGGUGAUUACCGACUCAACCCCGCCGAUCAACAGCCCGUAUGUUCAGAUGAAUUACCAGUACCUUCCGAUCAACUCUGAAGGUUUACCGAUAAACCACCUGUAUGCUCCGAUGUAUGGCGCAUAUCAACCUAUCAAUUUCGGAUAUCUGCCGAUCAACGGCCCGUACAAUCCGAUGUACAGUGCAUAUCAACCUAUCUAUUACGGAUAUCCGCCGAUCAACGGCCUAUACUAUCCAAUCUACAGUGCAUAUCAACCUAUCAAUUACGAAUAUCUGCCGAUCAACGGCCCGUACAAUCCGAUGUACAGUGCAUAUCAACCUAUCUAUUACGGAUAUCCGCCGAUCAACGGCCUGUACGAUCCAAUCUACAGUGCAUAUCAACCUAUCAAUUACGGAUAUCCGCCAAUCAACGGCCCGAUCAUAUACGGAACGUAUACGAACAUAAACGACGAGUAUCCGGCGAUGAACGGCGAGGAUCCGCCUAUCAACACUGAGAAUCCGCCUAUCAACUCUGAGAAUCCACCUAUCAACUCUGAGAAUCCGCCUAUCAACUCUGAGAAUCCGCCUAUCAACUCUGAGAAUCCGCCUAUCAAUUCUGAGAAUCCGCCGAUCAACGGCGCAUGUUCGUCUAACAACGGUACUUGUCCGCCGAUCAACAACAGGUAUCCAUUGAAUUGCAAGCACACAAAUCGAAAGAGUUCGCAGAAAAAUCACCAGAAUCCGCGUGUAAAUGGCGAGAAUCCACGUUCAGAUGUCGAAGUACCGCGUUCAAAUAACGAGUAUCCGCGGCUAACUGACCAGAAUACAGUUAGAGGUAGAAGGCGUAGGAUAGUAACGUAA
Molecule: messenger RNA, 2670 nt
Organism: Bombus pascuorum
Lineage: Eukaryota; Metazoa; Arthropoda; Insecta; Hymenoptera; Apidae
Exons: 3
Coding region: 1-2670 (889 amino acids)
Source: RefSeq, a predicted model, not a curated record